Messenger RNA from Hordeum vulgare subsp. vulgare (domesticated barley), 2006 nucleotides. RefSeq lists its product as uncharacterized. The record is from RefSeq and is a predicted model, not a curated record. The transcript has a single exon. Gene Ontology annotation, molecular function: DNA binding. Gene Ontology annotation, biological process: regulation of DNA-templated transcription. The coding region runs from base 344 to 1660 and encodes 438 amino acids. Lineage: Eukaryota; Viridiplantae; Streptophyta; Magnoliopsida; Poales; Poaceae.
CAGGUUUUCUAUAUAAAGUGAGCAAAAAUGGGGACGAAUUAGGCUCCCAAAACUCGUUUCAAUUUCAAACACAUGAAAAUUUUCAGAAAAUUAAAGCGACGGGAGCGGCAAGUUUCAGAAAACUGAUGGGGAAUUCAGGACCGAAUCGGAUUCAGAAAAUGGAAACCGGUGUUUCUGUUUGCAAAUGUGACGCGUCCUCCAUCGCGUGCAAGUCCAUCGUCUAUAAAUAUCAGUACAUCCUCGCGUCCACACCACCUUUCUAUCCCGACGCCGCCCUCAAUCGACAUCAUCCCCAUCCUAGCUAGUACAACCCUAGCAGCAGAUCGCGCAGCCGCCGGCAGGGAUGGAAGGCCUCGACGUCGAUGGCAUCUUCCAGCACUACCGCCUGAAUCCUACGGAAAUGGAGGCCGUCACGUACUACUUGCCACGCCUCCUCUCCGGCGAGACCCUGCAUGGCGCCGAGAAGCUCAUCCACCACAUCUACAUCUACGACCACGAGCCCAAGGAUCUCGCCGCCCAGUUCGCGCCCGUGCCGCAGGCCGAGAGCAGCGGCGACCGCUUCUUCUUCACGACGUGCAAGAGCAAGAACGGAAGCAAGCUCCAGAGCGUGCGCAGCGCCGGCGGCGGCACCUGGACCAUCCAGAAGACCACGGAGAUUAGCCACGCCGGACUCAAGAUCGGCGAGCUAAAGAACCUGUCGUUCAAGAAGAAAGGCAAGUCGACCGGCUGGGUCAUGGAGGAGUACCGAUGCCUGCUGCCGCAGGCCACUGUCGCCGAGGGGGUGAAGGUGUUCUGCAAGAUGCACUUGGCUCAGCAUGCUCCUGACGCGGCUCGCCAAGAAUCGGCGGCAUACAAGCAUCAAGAACCGCAGCCAGGGGCCGUGACUGCGAGCACGCACGCACAGAAGAGGCCAGCGCCGGCUGCCGCCGCCGAUCCUCAUCCCCCGCGCCCCAACAAGAGGGUGCGAGUUGCCUUCCCCGUCCCGGCACCUGCCACACCGUCGUUCUUGAUGUAUGAUGAGGCAGCCAGAGCAAUGCAUUGCCCGCUGGCUCGUACCAACUUCCCUGUUCAGGAUGCACAAGUACCUGCUGUGGCUGUACCAGCGGCAAUCGAAGUAUCAUGCGAGUCCACUACAACAUCCGACCACUCCGACGUUGCUUCUUCCUCGCAGAAUAAGCAUUACAGCCAACAACAGACUGUUCCUGAGGCUGGCUCAAGCAUUGCAAGAAGCACAUCUGAAGAGGAUGUCUUUGAGACAUUGGAGCCUAUUUCCAGUUUGCUGGAUGGAGAGGAAGAUGACUUUGAUCUUGAAGAACUAAUGAGAAUGAUGGAAGCUGACCCAAUUGAAGUUGAGCCUGUCACCGGAGCCAACACUGGCGUGGAGAUGGACCAACAGGAACCUCUCUACCUGGAUUGCUUGGACCAAGGCAUGCUGGAGGACAUUCUGCAGUCCGAUUACCCUCACCCAAUGCAGAUACCAGAGGGUCGGUCCAUGGACAACCCUGCCUUCCAUGAUGCUGACAAGGAGAAGAGGUACAAUGCCGCGUCAGAUCUUGACGCUCCAUCGCUUCAGGGACAAGACCACUUGUUCAAAUCGCCGCCAAGCUUCUUCGAUCCAUUUGAAGCAGCGUGGAAGGCCGAAGAGGCGCUCGAGAACUAGAAGAGAUACAAUGCCACGGUCAAUCUUCACACUCGAGGGCACAACAACUUCUUCUUGUCUGCAAGUGUCCAUUAAAUCCGACGUUGAAAUUGUAUGCAAAGUGUAUACGAGGAUAUUCACUGGCUGAUAUAUUAGUUCGUCUUGUACGAUCGCCACGGAUGUACCUCUGAGCAAUUUGCUCCACUUGUUCAUGCAAGCUACUAAAACUGUUGUUCUUCUUUCUCCUGUGAUGGAUUUUCCGACCCUUGCAUUCGCUCUUGCACUGUACUUCUUCUGCUCUGUUUCCUGUGAUGGACCAUGUUAAAACUGCUCUUAUCUUUUUGUAUAUUAGUCUCAGAUAAGCAAG